AAUAUGAAACUCUUUUUGAUCCUGUCCAGUGUGGUCCUCUAUGUGGCACUCACCUCUGCCCAGUCUUGCCCAGGACGUCCACCCUUGCAGGACUGUCUGCACGGCAAGGACGAAGGAGUUGAACACGCAAGGCUUUGCAUUAGAGAUCCCAAUCCAGAGAUGUGGUACUAUAACCACCACGAAAAUAGGUGCAUCAAAAUGAGGUACCUCGGCUGCUUGGGCAACCGCAAUCGCUACUGCAAGUUGACCGACUGUCAACGGGCCUGCGUUCGACGAGUCUAG
This is a messenger RNA of Drosophila santomea, 282 nucleotides long. RefSeq names its product kunitz-type serine protease inhibitor homolog dendrotoxin I. The transcript has 2 exons. Gene Ontology annotation, molecular function: serine-type endopeptidase inhibitor activity. The record is from RefSeq and is a predicted model, not a curated record. Bases 4 to 282 code for a protein of 92 amino acids. Lineage: Eukaryota; Metazoa; Arthropoda; Insecta; Diptera; Drosophilidae.